AUGAACUUUGAUAGCUAUGCAAAUAUAGAUUUAUCGAUCACGAUCGCCUCCUCUCUUUCUCUCUCUUUCUCUCUCUCUUUCUCUCUCUCUCUCUCUCUCUCUCUCUCUCUCUUUCUCCCCAUCUCGCAAUUCCCAAGUUUCUUUGUUAUCUAUCUAUCUAUCUAUCUAUGUCAGGCUAUGCCUAUCUAUCUAUCUAUCUAUCUAUCUAUCUAUCUAUCUAUCUAUCUAUUUCAAGAUAUCCCUAUCUAUCUCAAGCGAUCCCUAUCUAUUUAUCUAUCUAUCCAUCUUUCUCAGAGUGUUCCUACUUAUUUAUCUAUCUAUCUCAGGAUGCUCCUAUCUAUCUAUCUAUUUCAAGAUAUUCCUAUCUAUCUAUCUAUCUAUCUAUUUCAGGCGAUUCCUAUCUAUCUAUCUAUCUAUCUAUCUGUCUGUCUGUCUGUCUGUCUGUCUGUCUCUGUUUAUUUAGUUUUAUAG
This is a messenger RNA of Acanthosepion pharaonis, 471 nucleotides long. Lineage: Eukaryota; Metazoa; Mollusca; Cephalopoda; Sepiida; Sepiidae. The record is from the annotation of a GenBank genome assembly.